AUUGGCACUGCGCCCCCUUUCUUCCGUUCUUCAACUCCUGCUACUUCCCACUGGAUGUAGUGGAGGAAGAAGAUCUCCCUUCCCCCAUCCCCCUGUCCGGCGGCGCCCUUUGGUCCUUUCGUGGCGGCUGCUCCUUUAGCCCCGCCGCUUGCUUAUCCGUUUCUUUUCCCCGUGGGUUGCUUGCCAGAUCAAGGAUUUCUUUCUUCUGGUCUCAAGCUUGCAUUCAGUACUCAAGUUGCUGGUGGCAUGAUCGUAUCGGUUGCUUUUAUUCUGCAGGAGUUGUCGCAUCGAUAGGAUUAGGAUGCAAGACAUGGAUAUUAUUCCUGGUCCAGGCUUGUUCCCGGCACAUCGGUGCAAAACCAUUCAUGUGGUCAGGCAUGCCCAGGGUGUACAUAAUGUGGAGGGAGAUAAGAACUACAAAGCAUACUUGUCCCCUGAGUACUUUGAUGCGGAGCUUACUCCACUGGGAUGGCAACAAGUCGAUAAUUUGCGUAAACAUGUAGUUGCCUCUGGCCUUCUGGAGAGGGUUGACCUGGUCAUUACAUCCCCAUUAAUGAGGACAUUACAAACAGCUGUUGGAGUUUUUGGUGGUGGCAGCUACACAGAUAGGGUAGAUGGGUUACCUCUUAUGGUAGCAAAUGCUGGAAACAGUGGUCGUGGUGCUAUUUCAAGUUUCAAUUCCCCUCCAAUCAUUGCAGCAGAGCUAUGUCGUGAACAUUUUGGUGUGCAUCCUUGCGAUCAGAGGAGAAGCAUCAGUGACUAUCAGUUUCUCUUUCCUGCAAUUGAUUUUUCAUUGAUUGAAACAGAUGAAGACACAGUAUGGAAAGCUGAUGUGAGAGAGACGACCGAAGAACUUGCAGCCAGAGGACUAAAGUUCUUGAAAUGGUUAUGGACAAGAACUGAGAAGGAGAUAGCAAUAGUUACCCAUAGUGGAUUUUUGUUCCAUACCUUGAAUGCGUUUGGGAGUGACUGUCAUCCAUUGGUUAAAAAGGAAAUAUGCAAGCGCUUUUCAAAUUGUGAAUUGCGUUCGAUGGUCAUCGUUGACAGAGGUAUGAUGGGAUCAGACUCCUCCACAACCAACUAUCCCGGAAAGAUUCCCAGUGGCCCUGAUCUCCCUAGCGAUCCAGGUUCCUGAUAAUGUGCAGAAACAAAUUCUUGGAUGCUGUGAUCAAAAGAUGGGAUUUGCAACUGUUUUGCAAGCAACUAGUUAAUGUAUUCAACUAGGUACCCAACUUGGCGGGACUAGGAGGGGCUGUAUCUGGGAGGGAUGUUUCUUAUUUUUAUAACUGAACCACUUUCUGAAAAGCUGUUUCACAAUCAGGUACAUUAUCUUG
Linum tenue is the source of this 1334-nucleotide messenger RNA. The record is from the annotation of a GenBank genome assembly. Lineage: Eukaryota; Viridiplantae; Streptophyta; Magnoliopsida; Malpighiales; Linaceae.